AUGCACGCUGCCACUUCUCUGAUGGAGUCCCUUUUGUAUGGCGCGAACAUUGAAAUGGUGCGCAUCGACACAGUACGCGAAUCCAAUGCCAAGUGCAAAUCUCUCGUGGGCCUGGUCGCAAUCUUUGUAGGCGGGACGGGAGGCAUCGGAGAGAGCACCGCUAAGGAGUUGUUCCUUCGCACUACGAGUCCCAAGGCCUACAUUAUCGGCAGGAGCGAAGAACGUGGCAAACGCAUCUGCGAUGAGCUACAUGAGAUCAAUCCCCAAGGCAAAGCUAUUUUCAUCCAGCGAGACAUCAGCGCGCUGAAAAAUGUUGACGAGCUAUGUGCGGAACUCCGCCAACGGGAGCCCAAGAUUCACUGUUUAUUCCUGACUGCUGGUUACAUGACUCUCCGAGGACGAACAGAGACUCCCGACGGCAUCGAUCGAAAGAUGGCAGUCAAUUACUACGCGCGCAUGAGAUGUAUCGAGAAAAUGAUGCCAAGCUUGGAAAAGGCCUCCAACGAAGGCGAACUAUCGCGUGUCAUUUCUGUGCUCGCUGCAGGAUCCGAAGGUGACGUGCGAGUGGAUGAUCUCGAGCUGAAGCACAAUUUCACUUUACACGCAUGCCUGGCUCACUGUGUCGUCAUGACGGACUUUUUCAUCGCUGGACUAGCAGAGCGUUAUCCCGGGACAUCUUUCAGUCACUCGUAUCCAGGAACCGUCAAGACAGGAAUCGCCAAUGAACUUAGUGGACCGGUUCGACUUGCCGUCAAAGUCAUGUACGCAGUCAUGACUCCCUGGAUAUUGAACGUACAAGAAUCUGGAGAGCGACAUUUGUUCCAAAUCACAAGUCAAUGCUACCCGUCGCGGAACGGAGGAGCUGGCAUACCUAUUCCAGAAGGUUUAUCUGCUAUGCGCGCAGUGAACGGACAGCCGGGCGGUGGUGCCUACUUACUUGACUGGGACGGGAAAUCUACUGGAGAUGAAUCGGUGCUGUCAAAGCAUCGCGAGAUGGGCAUGGAGAAGAUCGUUUGGGACCACACGCACGAAAUUUUCGAACGAGCGGAGAUGAAGAUGCGUAAAGAUUCCAAACGUGCUGCAGUGAAUGAGGCCGAAGGUGCUGGUCGACCGAUACCCAACCCACCUGGAUGGCGCCCAGCGGCUUGAAUCACAACGCCAACACACACUACAUUGAUUCAGCGCCGCGCAGCAGGAUUUGAUAUGGAAGCGCUUAUGGCAAUGGCUGGAAGCAUUUCACUGGGUACGACAAGCAGACAGGCCGUGGACGAUUCUUACAUGAUUGAUUUACAUGCGCAUCGAAGAUCGGCGGCCCACUCGUUGGGGAUCUGCCGUUACACAGUAUAACGCGGAGAUGGAGACACCUCCGAUUUUUCGGGCCCUUGGCGAUCUCGUGCGAGCCGUGGCGAGAUGCUCUCACACCAAGCGCUGGCAACCUCCACAGCGUUCCCAGAUCGAGCAGUUGGUAGCUUCGAUGACCUCAGAUUGCUAACCUCCGAGCCACGCGUAAUUCCAAGCGACCAGUGGCAGCCGUUAGCGGAUGUGAGGAUUUCAAAACAAGCAGACGAUGCAGGCCAAUUCGGCGGCAUGGCCGUCGCCGCCUGGCCAAGGCUCUCUCCCUCUUCCCCAUGGACCUCCUCCACGAAGGAUUGGUUUAAGCUUCCCGUAUUGGAGGCGAUGUUACAUACUGAGAGUCUUUGCUGGAAGCUCGAUUGUACCCCGCUUCAUCGCCUCAAAAGAUUUUUUACUGUACGUACCUAGAGUGUGUAGCGAAAAUGUGGGUGACGAUCCCCUUUCACCCCAGCAUCUAUCAAUUUCUGCUGCUCAACGAUAUCCAUGUUCUCUCUCCUCUCGUUGAUACACUUUAGCACAAGGUAGAUACCGCAAUACCCUAAAGCAGCGCAGACGAUCGCGGCCAAGCUCACCCCGUGUCCGAUGACAUAUCGCCCGCGAGAGUCUG
Molecule: messenger RNA, 1960 nt
Organism: Cercospora beticola
Lineage: Eukaryota; Fungi; Ascomycota; Dothideomycetes; Mycosphaerellales; Mycosphaerellaceae
Product: putative short-chain dehydrogenase/reductase
Source: RefSeq, a predicted model, not a curated record